UAUUCCAAAUUUUGUAUCAACUACGUCUUUACUUUAUAGUCUAACAAAUAAAAUUAAAAACUAAUAUAUAUAAGACACAUACAUGUCUAACAAAUAAAUUAAAAAACUAAUAUACACUUAAUAAUUUGAUAACCGUGACACGUGAGCCAGACGGCGGCCGGUUCGUGAGCAUCGGUGUCAUCACUAUUAGAAGUGCAUCUCCCGAUUUGUGAAAUUGUCAAAAGUUUUCAGUUUCAACUUUGCACCACCUUUUCAAAGAUAUAUUCCCUUCUAAUAACGCAAAAACCUGAUGGAUAACAAAUCAGCCGUGUCCGCUCUCCAGGAAUUCAGUGCCAAGUCCAAGACUUGUCCUCCGACUUACGAUUUUAUCGACGGCGAAGACGGUGGCUAUGUCUGCAAAGUGUCUAUGAUGGAUAUUGAAUCCUAUGGAAAUGGCCGCUCGAAACGCGAUGCCAAACACUUGGCUGCUGCGAAUAUAUUGCGAAAAAUCUGUAAACUUCCUUCCGUCGGCAGCAUGUUGUCUGACUUGGAGACCAAAGAGACCGAUGGAAUUAGCGAGCUGGCAGAUGAAAUGACCAAUCUGAAUCGUGAUAUGCUGAAGGAGCUACGCGACUACUGCGUCCGCCACGAGAUGCCGCUGCCCAUAAUCGAAAUUGUGCAGCAGAGCGGCACUCCCAAUGCCCCAGAAUUCGUGGCCUGUUGCUCCGUGGCCUCGAUUGUGCGCUAUGGAAAGUCGGACAAGAAGAAGGAUGCUCGCCAGCGGGCGGCCAUUGAAAUGCUGGCCGUAAUAUCUAGUGAUUUUGACGCCGUCCGCCCCGACCAAAUGCAGGUGGUGACCACGAAGGCAGCAGAGCCUGUACUCGAUGUAAACGAUGUGCUCGAGGAUGUGGAGACGGAGCGCAGGAAGAAAUUCAAUACCUACAGAGAGCUGACGGAUGCCGGUAGCGUGGACAACACGGGUAUGCGCCUCUGCGAUCGCCACAAUUACUUCAAGAACUUUUAUCCGGCUUUAAAGGAGGCGGCCUUCGAAGUCAUCAAUUCGGAUGAAUACAUGAGCACCAAGGACCAAGCGCUGAGCCUCUUGAGUGCCCUCAAGAUCACACCGAGCAUUGGAAUCAUAGAGUCGACAUCGAUAGAGCCUCUAAUGAAGGUCGAACUAAAUUGCGAAUUCGAUUGUCUGAUUCUGGGAUUCGAAAGUGAAAUUUACGGUCAGAUAAUAAACUAUUUCAAAGACAUGUUGGUCUGAGAUCCGGGAUCCAGAUCCAUUCAUGGUCCAUUAUGUAUAUGGUGUAUAUAAUAACAUUUAUUUUUAACUAGCUUCGGCUUACAAACUACGCAAACUGUCUCCUAUAUUUACACAUAUAAUGCACAUAUUCGCUUUGUAACUUAUCGUCUACAUAUUUCGGUUAAUAAUACAAUCUAAACACCACUGUGGAAGUGGUGGUAAAACAACA
Messenger RNA from Drosophila serrata, 1454 nucleotides. RefSeq names its product double-stranded RNA-binding protein r2d2 (gene r2d2). Gene Ontology annotation, cellular component: RISC-loading complex; RISC complex; cytoplasm. NCBI's taxonomy places the organism in Eukaryota, Metazoa, Arthropoda, Insecta, Diptera, Drosophilidae. Gene Ontology annotation, molecular function: double-stranded RNA binding; siRNA binding. Gene Ontology annotation, biological process: regulation of regulatory ncRNA processing; siRNA processing. The record is from RefSeq and is a predicted model, not a curated record.